Drosophila ficusphila is the source of this 2202-nucleotide messenger RNA. RefSeq lists its product as uncharacterized. The record is from RefSeq and is a predicted model, not a curated record. NCBI's taxonomy places the organism in Eukaryota, Metazoa, Arthropoda, Insecta, Diptera, Drosophilidae.
UUUAUCGUCAGUUCCAUUUCUGUUUUAGGAAAGACAAAUUCGUUUGGUUUCCAAUUUUCUAUUAUUUUUUUUUACAAUUUUUUUUGCCGUAGUUAGUUUUUAAUUGUUUUUUUACUUGACCGACGAGGAGAUAGGAUGAAGGAAAUGGGUCUAUCGGCACCGGCCGGCGUUUUGCUGGCAAAUCUGAAGCCAUGGGAGUCCAUCGACUGGCCGGCGGAGCAGCAGCGCUGGAUCCACCGCAGCUGGGGUCAGUACUUUGCGCGGAUGCGUAAGAACAGCGUCGCCGAGCAGUAUUUCGACAAGUGCAUCAAGGAGCACGAGGGCAUCGAUCACAAGGCAUUGUAUCUGCGCAGCAAGUUCCAGAGGUCGGUGGCCUUGACGGAAUUCGCCUUGGAGGACAGUUUAAAGGCUGUGGAUGCGAAGGCGGCGUGGAAUGCGAACAUAUCCAUGGAGCUGGCCGAUGCCCUGUACGAUCUGAAUCGAUUCGAGGACAACAAGAGUCUGCUGCACGACAAUGUCCGGCGGCAUGCGGGCACCGCGUUGAGGGGCUUCGAAAAUCGCCUCCGUGUUGUCGACGAGAAUCUGAAGGAUUGCACCGGCUACAGUAUGGCGAACUUCUUCAUGGAGAACUCGACACAGUUGCCGGGAUUCUACGAGUACAAGCAGCAGCAGCAGCGCAAGGCUGACAAGCGACCGCUGUGGAAGAUCCUCAAGGAGCAAAAGCAGUGCGAUGUCCAGAGCAUUAUCGAUCGCAAGGAGGUGAUCCUCUCGCCGCUGGAAAUCGAACGCCGGCGUCGCAAGACCAAGAUCUACUAUCAAAACUAUUUGGGUCGCAACUGGACGGAUUUCAUCUUUCUGAAAACGCUUCGCCGCAAUCCCAAUUGUCUGCUCGACAAUAAUUUCGGCUCCUCGCCAGCGCGAACCGAGCAUCUGGAGAGUUCGUUUAAGCGGCUAAAGACCUUCACCCGAAUGCUUCAGGCAAGGAGUCCCAUGUACAAUGAGUACUACCAGCGGAGUCCACGAAUGGAGUUUUGCAUGCGGGAGGCGAAUCUGUUCAGGAUUCAGUACCAGACCAGGCGCAACAUGUUCAGUAUCCUUCGCACCAUUCAGGUGCUGAGGAAAAAGAAGGACAUCAAGCGUCUUCGCAAGUUCGUGGAGGACGUGAUGGGCAACUACGUGGUGAUCAAGACGAACCGCCUGAUGCCCUGGAAGACGGAGUUCAUGAACGAGGUGUACAACAACUUGGCGUUGAGCCUGUGCGAACAAUACCGCCUCCCAUCCACGCGGGUGACCCCAUACGACAAGAGUGCCAUGUGCCAGCUGCUCAAUAUACCGAUUGCCAAGCCACUGGAGCACACGGAAUUCAUCUUCGGGGACCGAUCCACCUACUCCACCUAUGCGGGUCCCGAAAGACAGACCACCGAUCGCCUGGCGGAUCAAAACUACAUUGAUUACUUGGAGAAGAGGCUAGUGUUCGCCCGACUGCCGAUUGAAAGGAGCUACUUGCUCCACGAACUCGCCGAUCGACACAUGCUGAAGAACCACUUCAUCCAGAGCCUGUCGUAUGCCCAGAAAUCCGUGGACGAGGCGCGGGGAUGCAAUAGCCGGAUCUGGGAGUUCCUCAGCACCAUGCUGAUGGCCAAGUCCCAUGCGGUGCUGCAUAAGUACGAGCGGCAAACGGAGGUGCUCAAUUCCGCCUACGCGUUGGCCACCGAACUCAAGUCGCCGCCACUCUGCACCUUCAUCGAGUUGUGCCGCAUGCUGAACAAGGAUUACCUCACGCUCCGCAAAAUGUCACAAUUGGUGACCAACAAGCGACUGCGCACGAAAAUCUCCAAUAGGUCUAGUUUUUUCACCUCACCGAACUUUUCGCCAAAUUUCUCGGAAAUGAAGAAGAACGAGAAUGAUCUUUUGGUUUCCUAAUUCGGCGGAUCGGAUGUCAAACCAGGAUUUCAAUCACUGUUUUUCAUUCGAUCUGUCGGCUUCGAUAACCCAAAAAAGCAGUCUCAUUCAAAUUAAAAAAAAACAAAAUAAGUAAAUAAAUUAAAAAAAAAUACACAAAAUCGUAAAAAUAUAUAAAGAGUAAAUGUAACAAAUUAUAAUAAUACAUUAAGAAUUAGAUCUUAGAUAUCCUAGAUAAGAUAGAAGCAUUCAGAAAACCUUAAAAUUGUACAAAUAAACACAUUUUUAUUACAACUAAAA